AUGGCACGAAAGAUUGACGCCUCUCAACUAUAUCUCUCAUACCUACCAAGCUUAGAUACCUCGACAUGGGCGCUGACACUUCACAAAGAACGUCAACAUUACGCUGAUCUGCGACAAAAGUAUAUAACUAGUCCAGCUUCGGAUUCUGAAAAUGAUAGUACAAACGAUUUAGCGGUGAACAAUCCAUUAUCGUUGGAUCAGGCUAAUCCGUGGCAAGAGUAUUUUAAGGAUACAGAACUACGAAAGAUCAUCCGUCAAGAUGUGGAACGCACGUUUCCGGACAAAGAGUAUUUCCGGUCAUACACAUGUCAAACUCGUUUACUAGAUAUCUUAUUUAUUUACUGUAAAAUGAAUCAAGAUGUUUCCUAUCGCCAAGGCAUGCAUGAGCUAUUGGCACCGAUUUUAUGGGUGGUGGAUUACGAGAGUUUACCCAGCGGCCGAGGAUACGCCAUGGACAGCAGCGAAGAUACGAUAAUAAAACAGGCUCUAAAUGCAGAUUUCGUUGAGCACGACACAUUUGCUCUAUUUUCCUUACUAAUGAAGUCUGCCAAAGUCUAUUAUGAAUAUAACGACGAGGUGUUUAAUAGAAGACCUAUAAAGCGUCCGCAAAGUUCAGAUAUUGAAAAUGCUAGAAUAAUAGCCACCGCUCAAGCAGAGGCCGCGAAACUUACGCCGGUGGUCAUGAAAUGUAAUAAAAUCCACGAGGAAUAUCUACGAAAAGCGGAUCCGGAAUUAUAUAAUCAUCUCAAAGGGUUGGAGAUUGAACCUCAAUUAUAUGGAAUACGGUGGAUACGAUUGUUAUUUGGCCGUGAAUUUCCCCUCGAUCAAGUACUGCUAUUAUGGGAUGGAAUGUUUUCCGAGGAUCCCACGCUACGAAUCGUUGAUUUUGUAUGCGUGGCCAUGAUGUUACUUAUUCGAGACGAGCUUCUCGAAAGUGAUUACGCAGGAUGUCUCAGUAUGUUGAUGCGAUACCCACCUGUCUCGGAUGUAGACUUUUUAGUAAAACAAGCAAUAUUUCUUCGGGAUCAUAUGACAACCGACGGUGGUGCUCAAAUAAUUCUGCAAAAUGCAAUUCGAGCGGGUAAAUCUAUCUCAGCACAUAUUACUACCACUGCUGGUGAUCGUGAUUCAAAUCGAAAUUCCACCUCGAGUGGUUCGUUGGACGUUCUGGUUCCGGAUGGAUUUGUACAUGUUACCAAAAAUGUGCUAGAAAGCCGAAGUGCUGUCGCACUUAACAAGGCGAUUCUCUCUGCUGUUGGGGAAGUAAAGGUUAGUAAAGAUAAACGAAAACUAAAUUUUAAAUCGAAUUGGCUGUUUAUCGACUUAAUCGAUUUUACACGAUCGUUAAAUAAUUUACAGAAAAAUGUGCUUAGACGUCCAGAACAUUUAUCUCAUGAAAGUCGUAAACGUGCCUCAGAUUUUCCAUCCAGAUUUGGGAAUUCUAUUCCAAACAAUCACCAACAGCAGCAACAGCAACGAGAAUCUGCUACUGUCGAUACAUCAUCAUCUGCUGCUGAACUUGCCCGAUUACGCGAACAAAACCGACAGAUGGCCGGUGUUGUAUCAAAAAGUAUUGAAUUACUUGAGCAAGAACUUUUUGUUCGACAAAAAAAUCGAGAGAUACAAAAUCUAGCAGAGCAAGAAAAAAUUGAAAAAAGCUCAGAUAGGUCUCGUUCAUCAUCAUUUGACGAUGUUAUUAGCAGCAAUGAAGAAAAUUCGGCACUCACUGCAAAUGAGAUCUCUAUUCUUCACGCGUUGACAGGCCUCAAGCAUGUUCGAGAUGUAUUGGAUGGCACUACACGAGAUUUUAAUCCAGGCGUAUUUUAUGGUUCUAAUCACAGUGCAGGCAGUACAGGUGAAGAACAUGAUCACUGGGAAGUUGUUGAUGAUGAAGUCAGCGUGGUAAGCGUAUUAAGUACCACUGGGGAAGAUGACGAAACAAGUUCUACUACUGCAAAAGAUGUAAUCCAAUCAAAACAUGAAAAAAUUUUGUCUGUUACAAAUUCUCAAAGGUCAACAUUAUCAAAUAAUGAUGUAUUUUCAAUAUCCAAAUCUGUUCCAAGAACUCCAUCGCCUCCAGUUACAUCUCACACAUCAAGUCAUAAUGACACAAAACACGUGUCAAAGAAAAGUUCUUCCGAUUCUAUAGUAAAUAAUUCCGCGUUCACCACCAAUACCAAUGUUCGGACGCGUGUUUCUGCUAACUCCACAUCUUCAACAACAAAAGGUACACGGCCUCAAUCGAUUGUCUCUUCCAAACCUAAAUUGAAUUUAGAUGAUGUUCUCAAGGACGUGGCAAAUAGUGAACCUCAGGGCAAACUUAGUCUACCAAAAGCUACCAUCUCUUCCAAUUCCAAAUAUAGUUGGAUGGUAGAAGGAUCGGAAAAUGACGAAAAUUCAUUAUUUAGUCCAAAACGUGGAAAUCCGACUGGAUCAAUAAACAGAAGCUCCGAAGAUGAUAUCUUUAGUCAGCCUCCAUCUUCACCAAAACAACGACGCGUAAGCAAUGUUCGGAGUUCAAUGUCAACUAAUACCACCUCUUUGGCCACUAAUAGAAUUAGUCUUGAUUUGAAUGAUCCAGUGGAUCCACUUAGCGCUACAAUUAAAAAUAGUGCUACUAGCAGAGAUAGAAGUGGAAGUGUAGGCUCAACAUCAUCGUUUGACAGUACACGAUUGAAAAGCGGUGUCACCGCCACCUCUAUUGUGCCAACAUCUAAACACACAGAAGACCCGUUGGGCGUUUUGUGA
Molecule: messenger RNA, 2748 nt
Organism: Ambispora gerdemannii
Lineage: Eukaryota; Fungi; Glomeromycota; Glomeromycetes; Archaeosporales; Ambisporaceae
Source: the annotation of a GenBank genome assembly